CAACCUUGAUAGAUGUAUUGUCUUAUUCGGCUUUACAAAAAUCACAUUUGAUUUGAUGACAAAGUUUGAGGUUUAAGAAUUAGCAUAUUAUUUACAGUUUGGUUGUGUACUUCUCUUAUUGGUUGAAAAUAAUAGGUUUGUAUGGAGUUUUUGCCACUGAAUCUUGGAAAAAUGGGAGCUCCACACAAAUUUUCCACGUGGAGUGAUUUUUCUUGUUUAGAAAUAAAAACUUGUAUGUUAUUUGUACACUUGUGGCCUUUGAUAUGUAUUCCACUUAAAAACAUGGUAAAUUUAUAUGGAAUAUUAAAUGUCUUAGUUCUAAGAAAGUCCUCAUAACUAAGAAUUUGAACGUUUUUAAACAGUGUUCUGUUGGUUUUGAACGCAGCCCAGUUGGUCAACUGCCACUUCACCUCAACGUCAUUUCCGUCACACAACCUUCUCCUAGAGUUUUGUCUAAGAUGGCGUCAAUGCAGUUAACGGAUGAGGAGCUUUUCUCCGAAUUAAAGCGUUUCGGUUUCACUCCAGGCCCGGUUACCGAGAAUACCCGUCCGGUGUAUUUAAAGAAAUUGAAGAAGCUUCGCGAAGAGCAACAGCAGCGGGGCUCCAGAUCGGGUAAAACCCGUAGCAGCGGGGCCAUCCACAGCACCACUGGCGGCGGCAACACGGCGGGAUCCAGGCCAGCCAGCCAUGACGUCACGCACCUGAGCUCUAACAGGAGACCGGGCCGGAAGUCCUCCGUCCUCGGCUUCAGCUCCGACGAGUCUGACGCUGAAACUCCACUGAAAAGAAAGGGCCUCAAUCACAGCGGCAGGGCAGACCGAAGCUCCGGUUUUCAACAACAACCGAAGAUAAGGCCUGUUACAACACCGACUGUGGCUAUCAAGAGUCAGUAUGGCGCUGGGAGUACGCUGAAUAGCAGCAGUUCUUCCCCGGGUCCGGACGGACAGAGAGGUGUCUCGCUGGGCUGGGGAGUUCGUGCCAGAUCCAGCCCUGAGGCGAAAGGGAGGGAUUACGACGAAUCGGGAGAAGAGGACGAUUAUGAGGGGGAAACGGAGAAGAACUCUCGCUCUGUAAAUGGCUGCGGGGCGUCUCACUUGAUCACUAGCAAGUUAGCCGGGGAUUACUCAGACUCCGACGAGGAGGAGGUUGGGGGCCUUGGCGGCGUAGACCGACAGCGGGAUAGGUUAGAGCCCAGACGGAGCCACCCGAAAGCGGCGUUCCCUUCCCACGGAGUCGGCCGAGGGUCUCAGACGGGAGGGGCAGCCAGAGAGGUUAACUCGCCUGGGAGUCUAAACAUGGUGGGAAGACGGAGGGAGGAGGGGGAGGAAGACGAGGUGAAGAGAAGGGACUCGGACCCAUCGGGAGGCUUGCGGAGCCACAACUUUCCCAGGAAGUCCAUCUACGUCUCCCUCUCCGAGAACCAUGGAAGAGAGGCCGGCAAAAACAACCACGUCGACAGCGAGGACGGAUCCUUCAGAAGCAGCAGCUCUAAUAGGUUCAGCAUCGGGCUGAGACCGCGCUUCUCCAACUACAGCAGCCUGUCCCAGCCUUACAGGGGCAACCACUCCAACCACACCGCUCCCAACCACUCAUACAGCCAGACAGCGCUGAAGCAAAAGCUGUCUGUCCCGGAGGAUGAGCUGCUCCAGCAAUUCAAAAGGGAAGAAGUGGCCUCCUCUGGUAGCUUCAGCGCUCACUACCUGUCCAUGUUCCUGCUCACGGCAGCCUGCCUCUUCUUUCUGCUGCUAGGCCUCAUGUACCUUAGGAUGAGGGGCUCUGGAUCCUCAGAGGUGGAUGGAGUCAUUAAGAGCCACCCUUUUGGCGGCGAGUUUGACUCUUCUUAUGACAAGGCAGAGAAGGACCUGAUCCUGAAGCUGCUGCUCAAUCUACACGACCACCUGGCCCACAUCGCUGGCCAGCACGACUGUGGAGACCAGAAGUGUCCAAACAGGAGUCUGUCCAUGGACGAGGCCUCUGCGUAUUUACGGGCCCAGAAUCAGGAGUUUGAAGGCUUCAUUCAUUUGUCUCUGGAGUGGAUCAUCCGGGCAGGACAGGACGUGGGCAUAAGGCUGACUGGGCAGGUAGCUGAUAACCCGGUGACCGAUGUGUCUGAGAUCUCUCGGCUGGAGUCCACGCACCCCAAGAUGCCCUUCACAUGCCGCUUCCGUCGAGCCUUCGUCACCGUCAUCAGCAGAGUCUUCGUCAUCGCAGUCGUGGUGGGCUGUGUGUGGAGCGUGGUCUGGUACAUGAAGUAUCGCUGGAGGAGGGAGGAGGAGGAGACCAGGCAGAUGUAUGACAUGGUGGAGAGGAUCAUCGACGUGUUGAGGAGCCACACUGAGGCUUGCCAAGAGAACCAGGACCUACAGCCCUACAUGCCCAUCCCCCAUGUCAGAGACUCCCUGGUUCUGCCUCAGGAUCGGAAGAAGAUGAAGAAGAUCUGGGACCGGGCUGUGAGCUUCCUCUCAGCCGACGAGUCCAGGAUUCGAACAGAGAAUCAGAGGAUCGGCGGAGCGGACUUCCUGGUCUGGAGGUGGAUCCAGCCUUCUUUCAGUUGCGACAAGACCUCCUUAAUGCCCUCCAAAGUUUGGCAGGGAAAAGCGUUCCCUCUGGACCGGAGGAACUCGCCUCCCAACAGCCUGACUCCAUGUCUGAAGAUCAGGAACAUGUUUGACCCGGUCAUGGAGGUUGGGGAGAACUGGGAUCUAGCCAUCCAGCAGGCGAUCCUGGAGAAGUGCAGUGACAACGACGGCAUCGUCCACAUCACUGUUGACAAGAACUCACGAGAGGGCUGCGUCUAUGUCAAGUGUCUCUCUGCAGAGCACUCAGGGAAAGCCUUCAAGGCACUUCAUGGCUCCUGGUUUGAUGGUAAGCUGGUGACAGUAAAGUAUCUGCGUUUGGACCGAUACCACCAGCGCUUCCCGCAGGCACAGGGCUGCAACACGCCCCUGAAGGCCUCCAGCCUCCUCCACCCGAACACCACAAGCACCGCGGACACUACGCCCAGCCUGCAGCACCACGGCUCAGCCAACUCUUCAGGCUUCUCAUGAGAUCACCAUUAAAGCAUUAGAUUUAGCGUUCUCUUCUGUGCCCUCCCAGCAGCACAGCACCAGUCUGCUGCUGCUCCUUCACUGCUUUAUAACGGGGAAGACUUAAGUCUGUGCCAUGGGAGAGCUUUUUUUU
This is a messenger RNA of Seriola dumerili (greater amberjack), 3180 nucleotides long. RefSeq names its product LEM domain containing 3 (gene lemd3). Bases 459 to 3047 code for a protein of 862 amino acids. Gene Ontology annotation, biological process: negative regulation of BMP signaling pathway; nuclear envelope organization. The record is from RefSeq and is a predicted model, not a curated record. Gene Ontology annotation, molecular function: chromatin DNA binding. Lineage: Eukaryota; Metazoa; Chordata; Actinopteri; Carangiformes; Carangidae. The transcript has 13 exons. Gene Ontology annotation, cellular component: nuclear inner membrane.